UGAUGUAGCUCCACUGUCAGGACUCCUGGAGCUCCAGGGCUGCACUGCUUAUAGGGAGUUACACAUUUCAGGGAUUUUACUUUUUAACCAAAGCCGGAUGCUAGGAAAUCGUUCAGAGGAAACAGGAGUUAUUAGUUUUCGUAGCUGGUUUAUAGGCAAAUAAAUAUAUAUCUGAGAUGCAUUACUGUAUGAGUCUGAGGUUAGUGUGUAACCUGAAGCACUUGGGAGGAGCAGGAGGACAGAACCGCAUAUGCUAAAGCUAAUGCUAAUACGCUAAUGAGCGGCAGGUCUGGUUAUGAUAGUAACUGUCACUUCUCUGGUUAAAAAUAACUCGAUGUGAACCAUUGCAGCUAACUUAAUGAGCUAAUCAGGUUGCUAUGAUGAUUAGCUGGACCUGGUUUCUUUGAGUCAUUGUACUCGUCAGUUUGUUUUACUUAGAUAUACAUUUUAGCUGAUUACAGUUAUGUUUUUCUUUUCCUUGCACCGGAAACACGGUUAUUUAUUUAUUUAUGUAUUUAUUUUUGCUCAGUAUCGCUAGCUAAGCAAGCUAGCUGGCUACACUCAAGGAAUUAAGGAAACCAAAUUCAAGUUGUUUUGUCUUAAUAUUAAUUAUAUUUUAAGUAUGUCAGGGCUGUUUAGCUUUACGUGUUGAGGUGUUUUAAGAACGCUAGUGUAUCAUGUAGGUCCUAGCUUAUAUUGUAUUAGCGUUAGCAUUAGCAAAACACCGGGUUUCACGGCACUUCACUCGGACCAAAUCUCAAUUAAACCUCCUGUUUUAUUUUAUUAUUAUUUUUAUUUUUGGACCUUGAACAUAUUUACCACUAAAGAAGGAAAUACCAACGUCAACUUGUGCAGUCUGAAAGACCUCCAUGUCUGACCAGCCAUACGGAUUCACACAGCGGUUCCAUCAGGAAGCUCUGGAUGACAAGAGGAAUCACAGCAGGAGUAGUUUAUCAGUUUCAGACUCUGACAUCAGGCUCUCUUCAGGCUCUCAAGACAGCGAUGGAGACAGCGGUAAGGGCGUGUCCAAACGCUCUAGGCGCCGGGAUCAGUUGGCUGGUGGGUGUGGCCGGCGGGCUGGCUCCUCCCCCUCCCGGCGGCAGCGUGCGCUCCCAGCCGCCGCCCCAGUGUGAUCCACGCUCGCCUGGCUUGCGCGCCCGAGCCCAUGCCCCUAGCAGCACGCGGCCGGUCAGCGCCAUGUGCGUCCCGCACACAAUGGAGACGGGCAAACACCACAACGCAUCGGACACGGGCCAGGGUCAGGGGCAUGGACAUGGUAGGCGCGGUGGUGGGGUGCCACUCGAACCUUUCGUCCACCAGGUGGGCGGCCACAGCAGCAUGAUGCGCUACGAUGACCACACCGUGUGCAAGCCACUCAUCAGCCGUGAGCAGCGCUUUUAUGAGUCCCUGCCGCCUGAGAUGAAGGAGUUUACACCAGAAUACAAAGGUGUGGUCCUGGUGUGUUUUGAAGGUGACCUGGACGGCUACAUUAACCUGGUAGCGUACCCUUAUGUGGAGAGCGAAUGCACAGACCACGAAGAGCUGCCUGAACGGGACCAACCGCGGCGGAAACACUCGCGCCGCAGCCUGCAUCGCUCUAGCAGCGAGCAUAAAGAGGAAAGGGCGCCCCAUGAAAGUGAUAGCAAUGACAAUCUGCAAGAGCUUAAAAGUCCACGCCUAGACUUGCAGAUCUACUCUGAUGUGCCCUUCCAAAUGCUGGAUAGCAACAGCGGCCUGAGCUCGGAAAAAAUCAGCCACAACCCCUGGAGUCUGCGCUGCCACAAGCAGCAGCUCAGCCGCAUGCGCUCUGAAUCCAAGGACAGGAAGCUCUACAAGUUUUUGCUCCUUGAAAAUGUAGUACAUCACUUCAGCUACCCCUGCAUCCUGGACCUGAAGAUGGGCACGCGGCAGCACGGCGACGACGCGUCCGAGGAGAAGGCCGCUCGUCAGAUGAAGAAGUGCGAGCAGAGCACGUCUGCCACUCUGGGCGUGCGUGUGUGUGGGAUGCAGGUGUACCAGAUGGACACUGGCCACUAUCUGUGCCGCAACAAGUACUACGGUCGAGGUCUGUCGAUCGAGGGCUUCCGCCAAGCACUUUACCAGUACAUGCACAAUGGUGCCGAGCUGCGGCAGGACCUUUUUGAACCCAUCCUGAGGAAGCUGCGCAGCCUCAAAGGCGUCCUCGAGCGCCAAGCCUCAUACCGCUUCUACUCCAGCUCUCUACUCAUCAUCUAUGAAGGCAAGGAACCUGAGCGAGUCGAGGCACCCUCCGAAAAGGAGAUCACCACAGGGGGCCAUUCCCCACCCUUGGACCCACCUCCUGCCCCAAACGUUGACGUGCGCAUGAUAGACUUUGCCCACAGCACCUUCAAAGGCUUUCGGGAUGACCAGAUGGUGCAUGACGGGCCCGACCGGGGCUACAUGUUCGGACUCGAGAGCCUCGUCAACAUACUCGAAAGAAUCCGCGAAGAGAACCCGUAGCCAAAACGGAUCUUUUGCCUCGGCAUUUUUUUUUUUUCUUCUUUUUUUUUUUUUAAAUGAACUCCACUUCCUGUCUCAUCCUCAGUUAUUUCUGGACCGUCUACACGGUGGCGGGGCAAAACUGAUGUUUAUGUGAGACAAGCUGCAAGCAGGGAGACACAGCCUCUGCGUCAUACAGCCAUCAGCACCCAGAGCAUGACGCUUUUCACAUGGGGGGAGGGAAACUGGAGGUGACCUCUGGCUGAGUCUUUACUCACACCCCCUGAACAGAAAUGGCUCCGUGAAACUGGAGCCUGGGUGGGGGGGGGGGCACUUUGUAUGUCCUGUGGAUUCGUCGCCACCAUGUGGCCCUCUGAGGUUUCGCAGCAAGAUAGGAGUAAGCAGCCAAAGCUCAGGGCAAGUCCAGGGUCAGGUCGGCUUUACAUUAUCGGGUCAGUGGAGCGGUGUGUGUCAGGGAUAGUAAGUUCGGGGAAUAAUUCCUCGCUGCAGUAUUCCCACAGGGGCUCAGAAAAGGGAGCAGUUAUAAAAGCUUUACUGUAAAAUAAAGGUGGGAGGCUUACCAGCCCACCUUGAUGAAAAAUUAGAAAAAUUAUAAGGUGAUGCUCACCUUGUAGUAUCUGUCACCAUUCACAACCUAGCUGUGCAAACUAAAACAAUUCCUGUUUAAGGUCACAUGCUUUUUUUAAAUAUAUAUAUAUUUUUAUUUGGAAAUUGUAUAAUUUCUGCAGUUAUCCACUUCAGUUAGAGACAGCAUUGCAUUUUUAUUCAUUUUAUUUUGCCUUUCUUUUCAUUUCCUUUUUUUCUUUUAGUUUUUUGUAAUAUUCCUUUCUGUUCUGGUUUAUGGUAGUACUACGUGUCCUAGGCUAGUCUGUAGGACAGUGUGUGUAUAUCCGUAGACGUCGUCUUUAUGCCUAAUUUUUUUAACUAUGCUUAUUCUGAAAGAGAUCCUCCUUGUCUUUUUGCACUGUAGAUUUGGAUUGUGCUCUAAAAGCACCCAGCAUGGUUCUUCAAUCUCCCCUCACCUUCACCCUUACGGUUUUAUUCCUGGUUUUUAGGACUGUUUGUUUAUAAACAACCCCGAUAUCACAUUCAGAGCAAACCGUCCAUUAGCACAUGUAGCAACAUGAUUAGAGACACCACCUUCUCCUCCCCUUUUGCUCGUCGUGUCCUCGCUCCUUCUCUCAUCACCACUCGAGUAGGAUGUACUGUGUUUAGACGGAACUAUAGCCAUCGUCUUUCCUUUCUUUCUUUUUUUUUCCUUUUCCCUCUCUGGCACACCACAGACAGACUCUACUUCAUCUAGAUUGUCAUCUCUGUGUUAUCAGAUGCAAUGCGUUGUCCUGCACAUGCAGAGAUCAUCAGUGUCGUGUUGGUGUUCUAUUGUAACCCCUGAACUUUAUAGAAGUCCCGCCUUUUUGUAUGUUAUUUGUAUCAAAAAAGAGCGGUCAUCACUACAGAGUCUAGAAUAGAUUAGAUUAUUCUAUUCGUCUUGCUCUGGAUGUCACAGGAAUCUGCUCCGUCCCAACCUCUUGGAGUUCAGAAUGUACUCAGCACAUGUAAUAGCAAAACACACACUGAAACAGUUUCAUCAGCAUUUGUCCGAGUGUGAAGCAUAAAUUGUGACCUACAUAUCUCCAUAUGUAUAUAUGUGUGUGUUAUUUAUAUAUAUAUAUAUAUAUAUAUAUACACACACACAUAUGUAUAUGUAUAUAUGUAUGCACAGACAGUAUAUAAUAUAGAAAUAACUGACCGUUUUGCUGUGCAGACUCGCGUAACAAAAAGCAAUCCAGGAUUUAUAGACACAUCUCGAUUUCUUCAGCGUCAUGGUUACAAAACAAUGCUCAGCUCUCCUACACAUGUGUAAAUACUUACCCAGGGUUUCUGUUUGUCCAGCCUUUUAGUGUUCGAGAGCUGACCAGGAUAUGAAGGUUUAAAAAUACGUCACGAAUCGUUACCCCGCUGCCGGAUGAGUGCGAUUCCUGGCUUCUCUAACAUUUAACAGAGAAUCUGUUCUGUGCCAGGGCAGGAGAACGUCUUUCGUGAACAAAAAACGUCUUUCGUGUUGGGAAGAAAUCAUAAACAGGUCUCCUCUGUGGUGGAUGUUUUUAGUCUGUCCAUAGAUGCGAGAUUGUAUGUGUAGAGAGAGAACUGUAUUACCCUCCCUCAAAAAACUAUGUAUUUCUCCCUUUGUUGUUGUUGCAUGGAUGGAUAUUUUUUUAAGAAAAAAAAAAUAUAUAUGACAUCUUUGAAUGUGAGUUAUAAAUCAUUUUUUUAAGAAAA
Molecule: messenger RNA, 4761 nt
Organism: Clarias gariepinus (North African catfish)
Lineage: Eukaryota; Metazoa; Chordata; Actinopteri; Siluriformes; Clariidae
Gene: ip6k1
Product: inositol hexakisphosphate kinase 1
Exons: 7
Coding region: 922-2481 (519 amino acids)
Biological process (GO): phosphatidylinositol phosphate biosynthetic process; inositol phosphate biosynthetic process
Cellular component (GO): cytoplasm; nucleus
Molecular function (GO): inositol hexakisphosphate kinase activity
Source: RefSeq, a predicted model, not a curated record